CUCGGAAUCAAUUGGACGUCAACGUUUGUGUGUUAUCAUCAAAUCGGAUCGAAAACAGUCACGUAGCAACUAAGUGGACACACAAUGGAAUUUUUUUUUCUGUCAUUUCUGGCUGUAUUGUUUGCACAAUCUCACAUCAGAUGCGCACCAUUUAUAAGGGACCGUUUGCAGCGUUUACAACCAGAGUCUGAAUUCGAACGCCAGUGCGAACGCAUCUAAGAGAGAUAGAGAGUUGUCAAGCUCACAACCACUCACCCAAUUAAUUUCACUUCAUUUUCUUUGCACCAAGCAAGAAAAGUGUUCUCGAUGGUGAACCAAUUUUGGAAUCGUGAAACAUUUAGAAAACUCAACAUAAACACACUUUCGAAAAAUUUAAUCAAUAUUUAUAUAUAUUUGUAAAUUUAUUUCAAACGACCACGCAGUUACGAUCAAAACCAACGGAAAUGAUAUUAAUUGUUUUACUUUUAACCCUAUCGAUACUUGCCUAUGUGUAUGUGCAAUGGCGUUACACAUAUUGGAAAAAACGGGGCGUACCAUGCCCCGAACCGGUCUUUUUCUUUGGCAAUGUACUCGAAACCAUUACGAUGAAAUCGCAUAUCGCACUAUUGUGCGAGAAAUGGUACAACGACUUUCCCAAUGUACCAUACACUGGUUAUUACAAAAUUCUCAAUCCCGCCAUCAAUCUUCGAGAUCCCGAUUUGAUCAAAGAUGUUCUUAUCAAAGAUCAUUUCAACUUCCAUGUUAACGAACAAGAUUUUAACAAGAAGUACGAUCCAUUGAUGGCUCACAAUCCGUUCGUGGCAACACACGACAGUUGGCGGAAAGGUCGAAGCGUUCUCACACCACUGCUUACUUUAUUCAAGGUUCGGUCAUUAUACCCUCUAAUUAGAGAUAGUUGUGACAAAUUAGCUGAUUACUUAAAAACAAUUCCACCAAAUAAGGAUGUCGAAGCUAAAGCGUUGGCAUCCCGUUUUGCUACACAAAAUGUGAUUCGAUGCUCAUUUAGUAUUGACUCACAAUGCUUUACGGACAAAAAGACAGAGUUCCGUGAAAUGGGCAAAAAAAUCUUCCAGCCAACAUUUUGGGGUGGCUUCAAGCUUAUGAUGAUGUCCAUUUGUCCAAUACUGCGAGAUGUUAUCCCGUUUGCAUUUGUGCCCGCUGAUGUUGACAAGUGGUUCCAACGCCUGGUUCGUGAAUUGAGAGAAGAAAGAAAACGAUCCCCUCUACAACAGGAAGAUUUAUUCCAAAUGUUAUUGAAUUCUGUGGAUAAAUACGAUAUCGAUGACAUCGAACUCGCUGGAUACUCGUUGACUUUGUUCGUCGAAGGCUACGAAACAUCAAGCAGUGUAUUAGGGUUUGCUAUCUAUGAAAUGGCACGCAAUCCAGACAUUCAAGAGCGUUUGUAUGAGGAGAUAACCGAUGUGCUGGCUAAAUAUGAUAACGAAUUCACGUUUGAAGCGCUUCAAGAAAUGGAAUACUUAGACAAUGUAAUACAAGAAACUAUGCGAUUGAAUGUCGUUGCACCGCUUAUUAGUAAGAUCUGUACCAAGGAAUAUACGUUACCAAUGAUCGACGGCCAGAAGGAACCAGUUACCAUUUAUCCAGGAACACCAAUCCAAAUUUGUGCUCGUGCAUUGCAUAUGGACCCGAAGCAUUAUCCAGACCCACAAGUAUUUGAUCCAAAUCGAUUCACCGAGGAAGAGCGACGCAAUCGACACAAAGCUGUUUACCUACCGUUUGGAGAAGGCCCAAGAAUGUGCACUGGAAUCAAAUUCGCUUUGGCACAAACAAAGGCAGGCCUAGCGUCGAUUAUUCGUGACUUCAAAAUUAAUAUGUCGCCAAAGCAAAAACCAUUUGUCAUGGAUAUUCGUGCAUUUUUGUAUCAAGCACGUGAUGGUUUGAUGGUCAAUUUCACCCCAAGAUCAACUGCAUAGUCAAACAAUUCCAUUUUUUCCCCUUCAAGAUGUCUUAUUUCUUGUUAUGUUAAGAACUUCAUUGGAGAUAUUAUUUUUUGUUUCAUAAAUAUUGUUUUUUUUUUUCUUUCAAUUGAUUGUAGGAAAUUAUUUCAUGUUAAAUUUUCAAUUACAUAAUAACUAGCAAGAACAUUGUAUUCUUCAUAAAUCAUAAAUAAAGAUGAUUCAUCAAA
Messenger RNA from Sitodiplosis mosellana (orange wheat blossom midge), 2146 nucleotides. Its product is annotated as probable cytochrome P450 6a13. Gene Ontology annotation, molecular function: heme binding; oxidoreductase activity, acting on paired donors, with incorporation or reduction of molecular oxygen; iron ion binding. NCBI's taxonomy places the organism in Eukaryota, Metazoa, Arthropoda, Insecta, Diptera, Cecidomyiidae. The record is from RefSeq and is a predicted model, not a curated record. Bases 444 to 1934 code for a protein of 496 amino acids. The transcript has 5 exons.